CGGGGCGCGGCUGCGAGCCCCCGGCCCGGCCCGUCCCGUCCUCUCCUCGGGCGGCCAGGAGGAAGCGCCCCGGGCAGGGACGGGAGAGCGGCGCUGCCGGAGCGGGGGGAUCGGGAGCAGCACCGCGGGGCCAGCCGCGCCGGCAGAGCCGGGGGGAAAGAUGAGCUUGUUGUCAACCAUCGACACCAGCGCCGCGUCCGUGUACCAGCCCGCCCAGCUCCUCAACUGGGUCUAUCUCUCGCUACAAGACACGCACCAGGCCAGCGCCUUCGAUGCCUUCAGACCCGAGCCCUCCUCGUCCCAGCACCCCGACCUCGGCUACACCAAGAGCACCCCGGAGCUGAGCUCCUCGCUCAGCUCCAGCUAUCUCAACAGCUUCUUCCAGCUCCAGCGGAGCGAGGCUCUGAGCAGCAGUCUGUACAAGAGUGCAUCGCCUUAUGGCUCACUUAAUAACAUUGUGGAUGGGUUAAGCUCCCUCACUGAGCACUUCUCUGACCUAUCCCUUUCUUCAGAAGCCAGAAAACCCAGCAAGAGGCCACCUCCUAACUACCUAUGCCACCUCUGCUUUAACAAGGGACACUACAUCAAAGACUGCCCACAGGCUCGUCCAAAAGGAGAAGGCCUGACACCAUACCAGGGCAAGAAACGCUGCUUUGGUGAAUAUAAGUGCCCCAAAUGCAAGAGAAAAUGGAUGAGUGGAAACUCCUGGGCUAACAUGGGACAAGAAUGUAUCAAGUGCCACAUUAAUGUUUAUCCUCACAAACAGAGACCCCUGGAAAAGCCAGACGGGCUGGAUGUUUCAGAUCAGAGCAAAGAGCAUCCUCAGCAUCUGUGUGAGAAGUGCAAAGUUUUGGGCUACUACUGCCGCCGUGUGCAAUAAACCUUCGAAGUGGCCUCUUCCCAUCCCCAUCAUCCUUAAAGAUUCUCUGGCAGCAUGCGAUCCACAGCAACACAACAAAUCAAGAUGAAAGCUAAAAUAAUUGCCAAUAUUGCCUAUCUAAUAAUAUGCCUUACUAUUAAUAGAAUGUAACAUUUCUCCUGUGCGUGUGCACACAUGCAACAGGUAUUUACAGGACUAUGAUUUGUAUACAUAUAUAUGUAAUUGUAUAUAUAUAUAUGUACACACACAUAUAUAAAGUGUUAUUGAUGGUGUUCACGACAGAACUAUGGUUACAGGUUCUGCUGAUUGUUUACACAGACCCUCUAUCACAGCCAGGUGAAAUGAAGUACUAUUCAAGAGGCAAGGUAUUAAUAUUCACAAGGAAUAUAUGUUUUAUGUAUGGCUUUUGCAGAGGUUCAAUAACUGUGGGGCCACUAAUUCCAAGCACUCACCCACAACAUGAACCUUGUUCUUAUUAUAUGACAAGACAAAGGAAGAUGAGACAAGCCACAGCAUAAAAGGAGAAUUAUUGUUUUCCCAGUUUUGGAAAGUCUUAGAAUUUUGUGCUGCUGAUUUCUUGGACUUUUUCUAGUUGUUACCAUCUCUUGGGCAAGGCUUAGGCAAAAUCAUUUUUGCAGAACAUGGCAAAAAAAGUGAAUAAUUGUUUGAGGGUGUGAGUUUGGUAGAAAGGGAAUACCAUAAUGGGACCCAGAGCAUUAGGAAGGAUUCCAAGAGGUUUCUGGAGGAGAAAAAAUUGGCUUGCUUGUGCAACAGAUCCUUCUCUUGUCAUAUAAUCCCUGAAAUGGUCCCUAUAUGUGCAUGGCUUGUUCAUUAGGCCACAAACACACUAAAUUUUCUAUGAACAAGGGGAUAAGAAUACUUAAAAUUGUGUCUAAAACCCUUAAUUGAAAUAUUAGCCAAACUUACUAUUUAUAGUAGUUUUAAAGCCACUUUCUGGAAAUAUUUUUCUCCUGUUUACUACCAUAGACAUUUGUUAUUAUAUGAAACUUGUUAGCCAUAGGGGUGUUUUGAGGCAUGGAAAAACUCUGUAUAACCCUCCUUUUUUCUAUCUUCCUGAAGCACCUGCCCAGCUGAGGAGAAACGUAGGAAUGAUAUUUUGUUGUCCCAUUUUGGGUAGAACUUUGUGCAGGGUCAUCCUGCUGCAAAGAAGCAUCUCAUCAGGGAUUGGCAAACAUGAACUGAAAGUACCCCGGGACGGCAUCCUCUUUGUAUGUCUACAUAAGAGUACAUUGGCAAAAGGACACAGCAAGCAAUUCACUUGUAGCAUUCAGUAAAAAAGUACAGGGAUAAUGUUUGUUUGAGAUUGGGGGUUCUUUUACAUCAACAAUUUCUAUUUCUAUGAAGUUUCCUUUAGAGAGAUUGACUUGUGUGAAUGAUGCUUAGAGAAAAUAAAUAGUCGAGAAAAUACUUUAAAUCCUAAAUAACUUGAUGUGAACUAAAUUUGUUCUGAGGACUAAUUCUGUAUUGCAAAAGACAGAGGGGGGGUUUAUGCCAAGUGGUAGCAGGAUGUUACCAGUAUGUCCAGUCAAGCUCUUAUAAAGCAAGUUGAAAACUUAUUGCAAGCAUUCAUAUAGGAAAUGGGAAACUCUUUAGAAAUUUGCUCUAGUGUAAAACUCUGGCCAUUUCCCUGCGUUGCUCUAAGCAGGGCAGAAUUGCACCCGCUUAUUGUGGUGGGAGCAGCUCACACAUAUCUUACAAAUUUAUAAUUCAUGGGUAGGCCAGGCAACCCAGCCCACUGAUCAUAACAUGGAGCAAUGGAUAAGCAUUUUGACUCCUGGCUUCUGACCACAGCUCUUCCAUUAGCUCCCUGAUUUUGGGCAAGUCACAAGAUCGUUCCGGACCUCAGUUUCCCCAACUGCAAAAUGGGGAUAAUAAUACUUUAGUAUACCUACCUCACAGGAGAGUUGUGAGGUUUACUUAACAUCUCUAAGUAUUUUGGCAUCGCUGGAUGCAAUGUGCUAUGUAAUGUUAAAAUAGUAUUAACUGAAUUAAUUACUUGGAAACUACUUUUGCCCAGUUGGCAAUUCCAUCAACUAAAAUAGCUGCAAAUAAUAUUAUUGAAAGUAACACUAAUAAACAGUUCAGUUGCCUCAGUGAAGACAUGCAGGUUUAGCAUUUUCAAAUGCAAACGCAUUCUUUUGCACAGAGUCACAAAUUACCUUAGAGACAAAUUCUCUCAACAAAGAUACUAAUCUGUCUAUACAAAUAAGAAUAAGAAAAUACACAAGCAAAUCUAGGGGUGGAUUUUCUAAGCUUGACCUCUAGGAUUAAUCUCAAUAGUUUAUUUCAAGCAUGAGUAAUUCUGAAAGAGCAGCAUUCUAAACCAGAUCUAUUUUUUCCUCUUGAGCACUUAAUACUACAUGAGCAGAAAAAAAAAAAAAAAAAUCACCUU
Empidonax traillii (willow flycatcher) is the source of this 3293-nucleotide messenger RNA. RefSeq names its product zinc finger CCHC-type containing 24 (gene ZCCHC24). The transcript is spliced from 4 exons. Lineage: Eukaryota; Metazoa; Chordata; Aves; Passeriformes; Tyrannidae. The coding region runs from base 161 to 880 and encodes 239 amino acids. Gene Ontology annotation, molecular function: nucleic acid binding; zinc ion binding. The record is from RefSeq and is a predicted model, not a curated record.